This is a messenger RNA of Grus americana (Whooping crane), 1985 nucleotides long. RefSeq names its product fibrinogen beta chain (gene FGB). Lineage: Eukaryota; Metazoa; Chordata; Aves; Gruiformes; Gruidae. Gene Ontology annotation, cellular component: fibrinogen complex. Gene Ontology annotation, molecular function: signaling receptor binding. The transcript has 8 exons. The coding region runs from base 91 to 1611 and encodes 506 amino acids. Gene Ontology annotation, biological process: platelet activation; protein polymerization; blood coagulation. The record is from RefSeq and is a predicted model, not a curated record.
AGGUUGAAUAUUAACAGAGAUGCAGUGAUUGCUCAGAGGGGUCGCUCCUAUCACUGUCAAGCUGGGAAAUGAGGGGCGCUGCCUGUAUAUAUGGGAAGAGAGGGGACCUCUCCUUGUCAGAGCUGCUGGUGGGAGAAGGUCACUGAGCUGCUCAAGCCAGCCAGCACCAUGAAACUGCUCCUGCUCUUCCUGCUCUGUGUUUCCUCCGUUAAAUCCCAGGCUGUUGCUGACUAUGAUGACGAGGACGAGAGCCCUCAGCUCGGGGUUCGAGGCCACCGACCCCUGGACAAAAGGCGGGAAGCGGCCCCCACCCUCCGACCCGUGGCACCUCCCAUCAGCGGAACCGGGUACCAGCCCCGGCCCCCAAAGCGGGUGAAGCCGGGCGAGAGGAAGGAACCUAUCAUCUACCCCGACGCUGGUGGCUGCAAGCAUCCUCUAGAGGAGCUGGGAGUGCUGUGUCCAACUGGAUGUGAGCUGCAAACUACACUGGUAAAACAGGAAAAAAGUGUGAAAUCAGUUGUUCGUGACCUAAAGGACAAAGUGAGCAAACUGUCUGAAACCUCUACAACUUUCUAUGAAUACGUGACUGUUCUAGAUGAUAAAUUGGUAAAGACGCAAAAACAAAGAAAAGACAAUGAUGAUAUACUUUCUCAGUACAACACAGAAGUGGAAUUGCAUUAUAAUUAUAUAAAGGAUAAUCUGGACAAUAACAUCCCAUCUAGCCUCAGGGUCCUCCGUGCAGUUGUGGAUUCUUUACACAAGAAGAUACAAAAACUGGAAAAUGCCAUUGCAACCCAGGUGGACUACUGCCGUUCACCAUGUGUUGUUUCCUGCAAUAUUCCAGUGGUUUCAGGCAAAGAAUGUGAGGAUAUUAUCAGAAAGGGAGGCGAGGUAUCUGAAAUGUACCUCAUCCAGCCAGAUCCUUUCGUCAGACCAUACCGAGUAUACUGUGACAUGCAAACAGAUAAUGGAGGCUGGACUUUGAUUCAGAACCGCCAGGAUGGCAGUGUUAAUUUUGGAAGAGAAUGGGAUCAAUAUAAAAAAGGAUUUGGAAAUGUUGCGAAGAGUGGAGGGAAGAACUACUGUGAUACACCAGGUGAAUAUUGGCUUGGAAAUGACAAGAUCAGCCAGCUUACCAAAAUAGGGCCCACUGAAGUUUUAAUUGAAAUGGAGGACUGGAAUGGCGAUAAAGUAUCAGCUCAUUACGGAGGUUUCACCAUACAGAAUGAAGGAAACAAAUAUCAGCUCUCAGUUAGUAACUACAAAGGCAAUGCAGGCAACGCGCUGAUGGAAGGAGCUUCACAGGUGCACGGAGAAAACAGGACAAUGACAAUUCACAACGGCAUGUUCUUCAGUACCUACGACAGAGACAACGAUGGAUGGUUAACCACAGAUCCAAGAAAACAGUGCUCCAAAGAAGAUGGUGGUGGAUGGUGGUACAACCGCUGCCACUCAGCCAACCCCAACGGCAGAUACUAUUGGGGAGGCACCUACAGCUGGGAUAUGGCAAAACAUGGUACAGAUGAUGGCGUUGUAUGGAUGAACUGGAAAGGGUCAUGGUACUCAAUGAAGAAGAUGAGCAUGAAAAUCAGGCCAUACUUUCCACAUUAACCAUUAUCAAAAUGUACAGAAUCAGGGAUUUUCUUUUAAUAUUCGUACAUGGUUAUCUUUUUAGGCAUGGUGUUCAGGCUUGUCUUUACAUAUGAGAACCAAACAUGUAUGUACGAGCAUGUUGUGACCUGAAGUGAAAAGCUAUGUCAACUGUAAAUCAAAGUCUGACUGAUGAAAAUAACUCCCAAGUGUAUUUUGUUCCAUUUUUCAUUUGUUCACGAGACAGAAGUAACUACUAUAGAAUAAUACUGAUGAAAAAAACCAAACCCCCAACUUGUUUCACUCUUUUACAAAGGACUUCUAUACCACGUUUGAAGAGAUAGAGGAUUAUUUUAAAAUGUUUUCUAAAAAUUAAAUAAAGCCUUAAAACAAAA